Colletotrichum paranaense is the source of this 1458-nucleotide messenger RNA. RefSeq lists its product as uncharacterized. The coding region runs from base 1 to 1458 and encodes 485 amino acids. Gene Ontology annotation, biological process: regulation of DNA-templated transcription. The transcript has 3 exons. The record is from RefSeq and is a predicted model, not a curated record. Gene Ontology annotation, molecular function: DNA-binding transcription factor activity, RNA polymerase II-specific; zinc ion binding. Lineage: Eukaryota; Fungi; Ascomycota; Sordariomycetes; Glomerellales; Glomerellaceae.
AUGUUUGGAACUCUCAUGUAUGAUCUUCAACACAAAGAACCAACGUUUAUAGAAAACAACCCCGAGGCUGUCAUCAAUCGUAAUCGACGGGGGAAACCUCACAUCGCAUGCGAAUACUGCAGAGCACGAAAGCUUCGGUGCAACGGAGACCCGAAUGGGUGCGAUAGGUGUAAAUCAAGCUCCAACACUUGCAAGUACCCAACCAACAGAAAUACCGUUCGAAAACGAAAGCAAUCAACUUCUUCGACCAAGGAGGUAUCGAAGACCCGGCAGUCUUCUUUCGACAGCUCAGCGGCACCUCAAUCGCCUUCAUACUCAGAAAAGUUCGACUUGGGUCCGUCAUUAGUAUUCACGACGGACCAGGAAGCCUCAGAAGUACUGACCGAACUGGGCAACCUCCAACGACGAAGCAUUUUACCAAGUCCUACGUUUGACAUAACGAGUAUCAGUCAGAACGAGACUAUGGAAGAAACUGGAAAUGCACAGCACGCGAAACAAGAACAAGAUCAAAUUGAUCACUGGCUGGCAUCAUGCAGCCUGCUGUCACCGAAUACAACGAUUGAUGUGGCGAAUCUGAAGAGUGGAGAUUUCACCGGCCCAUGGCAGGAGCUAGAGAAAGAUACCGCAUACUUCGAUCCAGCCGACGAUAGUGGCGAGGACGGAAUCAGUUCCCAGGAGACUCAGCUUGACUUUGAAAUGAAUGACGGCAACGAAGUCUUGGAUGACUCGUCGUCAACGCCAGGGCUUUCAUCAUCAAGUCUUGACCUCUUGCUUGAUGAGAAUUUCCCAUCAAAUCUCAUGGUUUCCCCAGUUGAUCAACCAACCUCCGCCAAGAUACAACCCAGUCGCAAGUCAACCCCAGUGGCUUAUAAUAUGGCGGCGCCUGCAACGAGCCCAAUGACUGCGUUGCUUGAGGGUUCAGAUCUUGCGGUCAAGAAGAAGAGCGAAUGCCGCUGUUUGAGGCUUGCUGCACAUUUACUUGAGCAGCUUGGUAACGAAGGCGCCAACACGGAAAUCGCUACUGUGGAUGUGCUUCUCAAUUGCUGCCGAGAAGCGAUCAAGGGUUGUGACUCAAUCUUGAGUUGCACCCUAUGCAAGUCUCGAUCAGAAAGUAUGAUGCUACUCGCCAUGGCUGGACAAUAUCUCAGCAACAUCUGCGAAAAGACUGUCCGCUCAUACGUGGACGUUGUUCAGAAAUUGCAGUCGGGUAACUCUCAGCUUACUGGAGAUUCUAUGUGGUUCCAGUCAUACAAAAUCGAGAGCCCAGUGGAGAAGAACCAGGUUCUGAAGUGCCUCGUCACCGGACAGCUCACCGAGUUCUGUCAACUCAUUGGAAAAAUCAAAGCUAGAGUGGGAACAAGAAAGGCGCACUUGGCGCCGUUGCUGGGAGCGGAGAGGAAAAUUCAGUGUAUGAGGACCAUGUUGAUGCAGUGUGAAAGUUACCGGACUAAUGUAUGA